AUGUCUUACUAUUACACUGCUCAACCAUAUGCUAAUCCAGUUGAUUUAGAUUCAUUGUUGUCUUUGUUACACCAACAACAAUUUAGAUCAUCACCACAACCAAAAGCACGUUCGUUACAAGCUUAUCCCCACUAUUAUACUGCUACCCAACAUCCACCACGUUAUCACAAACAGCAACAGCAACAGCAACAGCAACAUCAACAACCAAGAAACUCAAGACCAAGAGUGGUUCAAAAAUUGGAAACUGAAGAUGAAUAUCAGAUUCAAAUUUAUAAACCAUACGGAAACUUCAACAAUUACGAAGUGAAAGUUGUCAAGUUGCAACCACCAUUGAUUAAAGUUAUCAUUUUCUCACACCAAGAUGAUUUCAAAAUUGAUUUUAAUUUCAACGUUAACUAUAUCGAUAUUGAAAACAUCAAUUGGAGAUGGUACAAACAAGACAAUAUCUUGAGUUUAAACAUUCCCAAAAAAUUACACUAUAUUCAUUCCAAUUUAAAUGAUGUAAUCAAUUGUUUAUUGGGAACUUUGGAUGAUCCUCAACGUCAAUUGUAUUUGGAACAUGACUCACCUGAAUUUGAAGAUGCAGAGAAGGAAUUGAAUUUUGGCCACCAUCACAAUGAAGAUCAAGAUGAAUACGAUGAUUAUGAGUUGGGUGAUUCUGAUGAUUCAUCACUUGAUGAACACGAAAAAUUGGUUCAAGAAGCUAUUGAUGCUUUGAUUGAAAGGAAGAAAGAGAAUAAAAAACAAGGUAAAAAGAGUAAAGGUAAAGGUAAAGAAGAAGAAAAGGCUGAAGAAAAGAAUGACAAUUUGAAGAAUAAACAGCAAGAUGAUGAUGCCGAGCAAGAGGCUUUCGAAAAACAAAGACAGUUGGCGCAAGAAGCUAUUAAUGCUGUGCUUGAGAAAAAGAAGAGAAUGGCUGACGAGGAAGAAAAGAAAGCACAAGAGGCUGAAGAAGAGGCUAAGAGAAAAGCUGAAGAAGAGGCUAAGAGAAAAGCUGAAGAAGAGGCUAAGAGAAAAGCUGAAGAAGAGGCUAAGAGAAAAGCUGAAGAAGAGGCUAAGAGAAAAGCUGAAGAAGAGGCUAAAAAGAAGGCUGAAUUGGAAGCUGAAGCUAGAAGAAAAUCUGCUGAAAUCGAAGCUCAAAGAAAAGCUGAACUCAAAAGAGUUAGAGAAGAAUUUGCUUUGAAACAAGAACAAGAACGUCAAAAGAUUCUUCAAGCCCAAUUGGAAUUAGAAAAAUUGGCUAAACAACAAGAAGAGUUGGAAAAACAACAUCACAAUGAUUCCGCCAUCAAAGCCAAAGAAGAUGAGUUGAAACUGGAGAUCCUCAGUGAAGAAGAUCAGUAUCAACAAAACUCCAACGAGUAUGAACAGUACUUGAAACAGCAACAAGAAUUACUUAAUCAGUUUUUUGGUUUCAAUUUGGGUCCAGUCUUGACUUCACAUUUGCCACCACCUCAAACUAAACAAUCUGUUGAAAACGGAACUAGUAAAUCUCAACAAAUAACUUCAAAGAGGGAAAACAACAACAACAACACCAAAUCCAAAGUUGAUUCCACUACUUCUAAAAAAGCAGAGCCAGCUAAAAAAGAAUCAACCAAAGUGAAAUCGGAGGCUAAAGUGACUAAAAAUGCUUCAAAGGAGAAACCAACCACACCGGUGCUGAAGGUAAUCAAUGGACCAAGUGAUGGUUUACGCAAACAUCAUUCACCAUCUUUGGAAGAUGUUGAAGAUGAAGAGUCAAUUUUGUUUAGAAAAAGAUUUGAUCAUUGA
Lodderomyces parapsilosis is the source of this 1770-nucleotide messenger RNA. RefSeq lists its product as uncharacterized. Bases 1 to 1770 code for a protein of 589 amino acids. Lineage: Eukaryota; Fungi; Ascomycota; Pichiomycetes; Serinales; Debaryomycetaceae. The record is from RefSeq and is a predicted model, not a curated record. The transcript has a single exon.